Huiozyma naganishii CBS 8797 is the source of this 768-nucleotide messenger RNA. It is a transcript of the gene SEC53, whose product is annotated as phosphomannomutase SEC53. The record is from RefSeq and is a predicted model, not a curated record. Gene Ontology annotation, cellular component: cytosol. The coding region runs from base 1 to 768 and encodes 255 amino acids. Gene Ontology annotation, molecular function: phosphomannomutase activity. The transcript has a single exon. Lineage: Eukaryota; Fungi; Ascomycota; Saccharomycetes; Saccharomycetales; Saccharomycetaceae. Gene Ontology annotation, biological process: protein N-linked glycosylation; GDP-mannose biosynthetic process; mannose metabolic process.
AUGAGCACCCCUACAGAAUUUCAGUACAAGGAAAAGCCAGACACCCUGGUUCUUUUCGACGUCGACGGUACGUUGACUCCAGCUAGAUUGACAAUCUCCGAUGAAAUGAAGAAGACGCUUGAGAAAUUGAGACAGAAGGUCUGCAUCGGGUUUGUCGGUGGUUCCGAUUUGAGUAAACAGGUCGAGCAAUUGGGCCCAACCGUGUUGGCCGAUUUCGAUUACUCUUUCUCCGAGAACGGGUUGACCGCUUACAGACUGGGUGUUGAACAGGCCUCCCAAUCUUUCAUCAACUGGAUUGGUGAAGAAGAAUACAACAAGCUGGCCAAGUUCAUCUUGAGAUACUUGUCUGAGAUGGAGUUGCCAAAGAGAAGAGGUACCUUCUUGGAGUUCAGGAACGGUAUGAUAAAUGUUUCUCCCAUUGGUAGAAACGCCUCCACGGAUGAGCGUAACGAAUUCGAAGCAUUUGACAAAGUUCACCAGGUCAGAGCGAAGUUCGUUGACGCUUUGAAGAAAGAAUUCUCGCAUUUGGCGUUGACUUUCUCCAUCGGUGGCCAGAUCUCCUUCGAUGUCUUCCCAACUGGGUGGGACAAGACUUACUGUCUACAACACGUUGCCAAGGACGGUUUCAAAGAUAUUCACUUCUUUGGUGACAAGACUUUCGUCGGCGGUAACGAUUACGAAAUUUUCACCGAUGACAGAACCAUCGGCCACUCUGUGACCCGUCCAGAGGACACCAUUAAAAUCCUUACUGAACUGUUCGACUUAUAA